AUGGCCGAUUACACAUCCUGGGUCGCAAGCGAAAUCGCCUUCCUCGAGGUAGUCAAACGUACCGAAGACACGGACACCAAAUGGGCAGUCGUCACUCGAGCAAUGAUUGCCGAACAACCCAAACAUCUACGCGGCGGUGAACUCUUUGAGCAAGAUCCCUGGCCACAGCGGGUAUACACUCCUCAGAGAGUCUUUAUCCGAUGGACGCCCAUUCAAGAAGUUCAAGAAGAGGCGAUUCCAGAGGCGUUGGGGCAAAAUGAAUUCGCUCUGCGGGAGUUGGCAGAAGCCGAAGCCGAAGCAGAAGCCGCUGAGAAAGCGGGAGCGGUACGGAAGAGUGCGCUGGAGCAUGAUCAGUUGAUGAGGGAGUUGGAAAGUUUGGAGGACGAAUUGCAUCUCUUGGAAUCUUUGCAAACUCUGUGUGAAUCGGAAGCCACGCAAUUCACCGCCCAAUUUUUGCAUGGGGUUGAGGAGGAGUUCGAGAGGUUGGAGAUGAUGAGAGCUAUUUGUGAGGCGGAGCUUAGAGGUAAGGAUGAUGAUGAUGAUGAUGAUGAUCAGUGA
Molecule: messenger RNA, 558 nt
Organism: Sclerotinia sclerotiorum 1980 UF-70
Lineage: Eukaryota; Fungi; Ascomycota; Leotiomycetes; Helotiales; Sclerotiniaceae
Exons: 2
Coding region: 1-558 (185 amino acids)
Source: RefSeq, a predicted model, not a curated record